Entamoeba nuttalli P19 is the source of this 1467-nucleotide messenger RNA. RefSeq names its product GTPase-activator protein for Ras family GTPase. The record is from RefSeq and is a predicted model, not a curated record. NCBI's taxonomy places the organism in Eukaryota, Evosea, Mastigamoebida, Endamoebidae. The coding region runs from base 1 to 1467 and encodes 488 amino acids. The transcript is spliced from 3 exons. Gene Ontology annotation, biological process: regulation of GTPase activity.
AUGACUGAAGAAAUACAACCUCCUUCUUUAGAUUUACCGUCUCCUCGAUUUAUUGAGUCUUUAGAGUUUCAACCAAUUGACCCAAAAAUAAAGGAACAAUUUGACAAUUUGUUAUUUUCUAAUGACCAUGUUUUACUUGAAGCACUUACCCAAACACUUAUUAUCCGUUCGCCAUGUGAAGAGGCAACAACAAAUGCACAUGAAAUUAUGAUGUAUUAUUUUCAUCAUGGAAGAAUGAACUCAUUAUUUACUUGGGCUUUUGAAAAAGAAUUAUGUAAUAAAGGACAAGAGACAAAUACGUUCUUUACUCCUGACUCAUUAUUUUUACAAUUAUAUCAUGCAUAUGCCAAGGAAUUCUUGAUGAAUUAUUUACUUGCUAGUUUAAAACCAUCAUUAGAAGAAUUAGUUAAACCUCAGUCAAGAAGAAUAAGUCUUUCUUCAGGUAUUCAGUCAUUGUCUUUUGAUGAUGAAAGUCAAUUAUCGAGAGAAGAUUAUAAAGCAUUUCAAGACUUUUUAGUUAGACUGAUUUCUCAAUGUAAUGAUAACUUAUCAAAUAAUUGUCAAGCUUUACCACAACACUUUUCACAACUAAUUCAAUCGAUUAGUGCAAUAUUACGUUCUCACAGAGUAAAUAAAAGAGAUAUAGUGAAAAGUGUAUUUAGAGAAUUAUUUUAUAAUUACACAUUAUCUCCAUUAAUCACAAAUGCAGAAAAAUAUAUUCCAGGUGCAUGUUCCAUUGAUUAUAUCAAUAACAGGUAUCGUUUAAAUUUCUUUAGAAUGACUUUAGAAAAUCUACAUUCCAGUGAUUGUCAUCCACAAGAUAACUUUUUGUUUGAAAUUAUUCCACUUAUAUCUAAUCCAGAUCCUUGUAAUGAUAUAUUAUCAUACUUACUUAAACAGCCGUAUGAAGAAAAAUAUCAAAUUGAUACAAUUCAGUGUCAUCAUGACUUCAAUACUUUUAUUGUAAUUAUUAAAGAAAACAUAUUAACUACUCUUGACUUUCUUCCACGAAGAAUUGGAGAUGACUUAAUUGAUCUUGUUGGAGCAUGUCAUUUUGUAUUAGACGAUUAUCAAAUCUAUCGAUCGUUAAUGGACUCAAUUAAUUUAUAUAAUGAAGACUACAACACUCAAAUGUGUAAGUCAAUUGCAAUUUUAGAUCAUACAAAAAAUGAAAUAAAAACAUUAGAAAAACAAUUCUUAAAAUUACAAAAGUCAUUAAAUAAAAUUCAGAAUGAAAACCUUGAACUUCAAACUAAAUUAGAAUUAACAAAGCCUUUUUCUAUUGUUCUUGAAGAUAAAUAUCAAAAAAUUCCUUUUGAUGUUUACCUAUUGAAACACGAAGAAAGCCCUACUUUAUCUAGAAAGAAAAUUGAUAAUUCAUUACAACCUGAUGAUAAAACCAAAAAAGGUUUUGGAUUAUUUAAAAGAAAUAAAAAAGGAAAUUCUCAUAAAGAUUCUAUUAAAUAA